Nylanderia fulva is the source of this 2506-nucleotide messenger RNA. RefSeq lists its product as uncharacterized. Gene Ontology annotation, biological process: phosphatidylserine exposure on apoptotic cell surface; apoptotic process involved in development; engulfment of apoptotic cell. Gene Ontology annotation, cellular component: plasma membrane. The record is from RefSeq and is a predicted model, not a curated record. Lineage: Eukaryota; Metazoa; Arthropoda; Insecta; Hymenoptera; Formicidae.
GCCUAUUGUAGACCCUGUAUUAUGGCUCCUGCACACAGGACGCGGCAAGCGUUUGACUGACCAAUCAGGACAAAAAGAUUUCUUAAAGUUCUGGAGAUACGAUACGCAUUUAGCUUAUCCGGUAGAAGCGAAAAGGCUGAUUGGUUAGCGUAUCACGUUGCCGCGUAUGUUUAUGUCAAAAUAAACGAGUGAUAAACGAUGAUAAAACUGAUAAAAUAACGACCAUAACCUUUCUGUGUAAUAAUAGCGACAUGAUAUCGAUAUUUUGUGAAAUAAAAGCUUAUCAAAAUAUUAUCUUCCCCGUUUGUUCGGCGUGUUGACUAAUCAAGAUUAAUCAUAUAACAUACAAUAUAAUAUACUAUUUGUCUUUCUCAUCAUUUCCCACGAAUCGUGACAUUAUAUGAUUUACUUCUUUUCUAAAGAAAAUUUUUCAUAUAUUUUAUUUAAAUUUGUAGUGUAAAUGGAAGAAUAUUAAUAAUGAUUGUGCUAUAUUUUAAUGAAAAAUUGAAACAUAUAACUAUGAAGUGUAUGUAUGACUAUGCGACAUGGAAAUAUAUACCUAAUGCAGUUUUAUUGCUGAAAUGUUUUGAAUAAAUUAAAGACUUUCGAAAAAAUUGAUUUUUAAUCAUCUUAGAAAAAGCUCUGAUUGUAGGGCAUUUGUAUGUGUUGUUAAACUGAACAAUGAGAUAGAUUUAUUAAUUCUAAGACAAUGGCACCAGAGUCCACUACACUUUGCCAUAGAAAAUCUACAUGUUGCAUGAAGAUUCCAUUGAAGUCAAUCGAGCAAAUAUAUCUAAUAUUUCUCAUACCAGCAUUAAUCAAUUGUUUCAUAUAUAUAAUUAAUUUUGCUGCUGAUUUAGUAGUAGCUAUUCAACACUUCAAAGAAGAAAAUUCAUUAUGGGGAGUUUGCACUAUUGCAAUUAUGUAUGCCCCAGCACUUACAUACUUUAUAUUGACAAUUUCAAGACCAGAUUGGUGGAUGACAGAUGAUGAUAAAGUAUCAAAAGGUGUUGUUGGAUGGUUUGCUCUUCAAGUACUUCAAUUUAUUGGAUUUGUGUUUUUUGUAUUGUACAGAUAUGCAGGACUAAUUGUACUCUCCGUGGAUGCCAUAAAUUUAUUUGGAGAUGCAAGAGUUAAAACAUUAAAUGUAGCUGCAGCACCUGCAGCCAUUGAGUUAUACUUCUUCUUGCAAGCAUGGUUUCAAGCUGCUCCACAAGCUGUUUUUCAAAUGCAUUUGCUCUUCAGACAGAGUUCUGCACCUCGCAGUUAUCAAUCUGUGACUGUACAAGUGCUCUGCAUCUUUAUGUCCAUUGUAAUACUGGCCAUUGAGACAGCUUCUUUUCAAAGAUUCGAAAGCCAGCGUAUAAAUGGUAGAAAACUUCCUUGGGCAAUGUGGCUGAAAAAGUACUGUGUUGAGGAAUUAAACAAUAUCGAAGAAAAAGCGCCAUUACAAGCAUUACCCUUAUUUGAAAAACAAGAUAGUGUCGUGUCGCACGAAUUAACGACAUCGGAAAGAUCGCUGGAAGAAGAACCGGUUACGGAAAAUGACUGGCAGCAGAAUCAGUCCCAUGUAGCAUCGUUGUAUCGUCAAGUUUCCGUGACUCCACCGUUACCACCGAAAAAUGCGCGCGUGACACCGCCGCCAAUGCCGCUUCGUGGAAUCACGACGGUCGCGUCGCUUCCGGUACCGGAUAUCCCGGCACCACCUCGUCCAGAUUCCAUUUAUCAAGAGGAAGAAGCGGCAAAAACAGCAGCGAUUUUGGAACCGAAUCAAAGACUGAUAAGCAGCAGUGCGCAGAGUCUAAAAGUUCCUAAACGCAAAUAUUCCGAAAAAGGUCUCGAAGAAGAUGAUCCGAUAGGAAAAUUUCUAUCCUUCCUCUGGUGGUUUCUCUUUAUCCUGGCACGCGUGUUUGCCAUUGCUGUAGCUUACGAAUUUUAUCCGGCGUCCUUACUGGCUGUGCUAGGUGUGCACUACAUCAUCAUGUUGAUCUAUCUUUUUUAUUAUUCGAAAUAUUACGACGGGAUCACGUUUAUUGUCAAUUUCUGGCUUGGUCUGGUCUACAUAUUCAGUCUAAUUGAAUAUCGGAUCAAAUUCAAAUACGCCGAUUGGUGGACAUUGCCGUACUAUGUCUUUGUGAUAGCGCAGAACACAACACUAACGCUAAUGUGGUAUUUAAACGCCGAUUGGGACGGAUUCUGGUAUACCUACAUAUUUUGCAUAAUUUUUGCCAGCAUGGCAUUCUGUAUUCUCUCGUCUAUGGUAUAUCAUGCAAUAUUUAAGCCAAAAAAAUGCAGAGUGUAUAGCAGCUGACAACCGUUAGAAAAAGCUAUAGUCUUUGGAUAAAACUUUCUGCUCUUUUUGCUUCUUCUGCAAAAUAUAAAUUAACUAUAAUUACAAACAAAUUUUCUUUAAAUAUCAAUAAAUCUCAUCAAAAAAGUUAGUAAUAAGCAUAGUGGAGAUUUUCUAUAAUUUAUUUACAUUUUAACAGAUGUUAUCUUUUGAUUU